GUCAAACACCAAAGAAUUCACGUCAACGAUGCGCCAUGGAUCACAGCAGAGUUCAAAAACCUUGUCAGGCUACGCCAGCAAGCAUUUAACAAUGGAGACAAGGAGAGCUACUUUCUCUACCGUAACGCCGUUAAUCGACAGCGUAAAUCGCUCCGCAACAAGUACUUCGCCUCAAAAGUUGACAAUCUUAAGUCCACCAGGCCCUCGCUUUUUUUUCUCAUGAUCAAUGAUCUCAAGGUUGACGCUCUCACAUGGAAGUAUGUGGACGAUACGACAAUUUCCCAAACCAUACCUCGCGGCUCCCUGGGAAAU
This is a messenger RNA of Porites evermanni, 312 nucleotides long. Lineage: Eukaryota; Metazoa; Cnidaria; Anthozoa; Scleractinia; Poritidae. The record is from the annotation of a GenBank genome assembly.